AUGAAGGACAAUCUGGACGAUGCCGCCAAACGAACAAAGCACAGGAAAAUAUUACCCAAAAACGAUGAUCUCUACCUCUUUUUCGGCAUUGCUGACCUCAACCACGAUGGGUACUUGGACGGUCAUGAGCUACGAGUCGCCUUUGUACGUGAAAUGGAACCUGCUGCUCGGGAACGUGUUCAGCUACCUGAACUAGAAGAAAUGAUUGAUCAUGUCAUAGAGGAAGAUGACAAGGAUGGUGAUGCUCUCAUUUCAUGGCAAGAAUAUUUGGAGUCCCAGCUGUAUCAUGAUGCUAAUUGA
Molecule: messenger RNA, 300 nt
Organism: Synchytrium microbalum
Lineage: Eukaryota; Fungi; Chytridiomycota; Chytridiomycetes; Synchytriales; Synchytriaceae
Exons: 3
Coding region: 1-300 (99 amino acids)
Molecular function (GO): calcium ion binding
Source: RefSeq, a predicted model, not a curated record